ACAUGAUUAUGUAGCGCUGAGUUAGUGAGGGGAGGAGGCUUUCCGUUUGAAUUUUUUUCUUAUCACACAACACGGACUGACUAAAGACUUGUGACCGUCGUCCACAAAGUCGUAGUGAUGAAUCGCGACGGUCAGGCGUUGCUUGAUGACCUAGGGCUGACAAACCAGCACAUCACGUUCCUAGGUGACGUUCAGGUGAGAGACGAAGACGAAAUCGGCCGGGGAUCGGAUGCAGUGGUGUACAAGGUCAACUGGCAAGGUAUCGAUAUCGCUCUCAAAGUGUUACAUCCUGUGUUGGUUGAGCCAGGUGUUCAAGACAGAGAGCGUAAACUCAGAGCAUUUGGUCAAGAGGUGUUUCGUCUUAGUAGGACGCACCACCCGAAUUUAUGCCAACUGAUAGGACUAGCUCGGGUAAGAGGGAAUGCUGCGUUGGCCCUGGAGUUGUUGUCGGCGUCCCUAGAAGACGUUAGCAUCGGAGAUGGCAGAGAAGAUACUCCUAAGCUCGUGUCGUACCUCUGCGACGCAAGCGCAGGACUUCGCUACCUGCAUUCUUUCGGAAUCAUUCAUCGCGAUCUAGCGCCCAAGAAUGUGCUCGUGAAAAAUGGCACGGCCAAAGUCAGUGACUUUGGUGUUGCUAAAUUUGUGUGCUUGACUUCACCUCGACAACAACCGCACCAAGUCCGAUCGGCCAUGGAGAUGACUCGCUGCCCAGGUACACUGCCAUUUAUGGCACCUGAGGCUUUGAGCGAGGCUCCGGAUUACGAUCGUCCCUUAGACAUGUUUUCGCUUGGUGUAAUGAUGCUGAGCGUUCUAACAGGAGUUAUGCCUGGCAUGGACGUGGUUGCAGCGCCACAGUUCGUCGUCGUGCGAGAGCGGGGCCAAGAAGUUCAAGAAGUGAUUCCGGAGACGACACGCAGAGCACGCUACCUAGCACGUUUGCCGGAUGAACAUCCAUUGAAGCCAUUGAUACGCCGCUGCCUCUCUAACUGUCCCGGGGACCGACCGUCAGCCGAGCAAGCGCACGAAGAGAUCAAAGGUUUCCUGACAAUGUUCAACAGUAUUUUGCCGAGUCAACCAAGCUCUGCUGCUACAGGACUUACCAGGCAGCUAGAGUCGAUUUCACAGCAGCUAUGCCAGCAAGCCUCAUGCAUUGCUGACAUCACCACACGCAGCUCUGCAGUAGAGGACCAGCUCGGCACCAUUGUACAGCGUCUUGGUGAUACCCAGCUUGAAACCACCAGUAUCCGCGGUCAACUGCGGACUACGAGCCAGCAAGUGACUGGGAUAUCCAACCGCCUGGAGACAACGAGCCAGCAAGUGACGGGAAUGUCCAAUCGUCUGGAGACAACGAGCCAGCAAGUGACUGGGAUGUCCAACCGCCUGGAGACAACGAACCAGCAAGUGACUGGGAUGUCCAACCGCCUGGAGACAACGAGCCAGCAAGCGACGGGAAUGUCCAAUCGUCUGGAGACAACGAGCCAGCAAGUGACUGGGAUGUCAAACCGCCUGGAGACAACGAACCAGCAAGUGACUGGGAUGUCCAACCGCCUGGAGACAACGAGCCAGCAAAUGACUGGGAUGCACGACCGUCUGGAUACGACGAACCAACAGGUGACUGAGAUGCGUGACUGCCUGCAGACUACGAACCAACAAGUGACUGAGACGCGCGCACAAGUCACUAGCCAAGCAGGACAUGCAGCAGCAGUAGUUGCCACCCAGUUGACAGACCUACGUGCAGCCAUCAGUGAGCAGUUCAAUGAGACCAACCGAAGCGUGAAUGACCAACUUUCACAACUUCGCUCAUCACUGCAGGUCAGUGCGGGAAGUGACACUGGAUCUGGACGAACGGCAUCACUCGUCGGUACUAGCGGAAGGCACACUUUCAGUGCAGGAAGCAUGGCCAACAGGACAACUGACAUGUCUAGUGUUGGUGAAAACUCUAGACAGCACUCUGCUGCACCCGCCGCACGUUCUCUGGCUCUGACGCCGGGGAUGAUUCAGCGAAUCACGAGAGAGAGAAAGUGGAUCAAAGUACCUACACGAUCUCAUUGUGAUGGUGGGUGUGAACUCAUCAACCACCAGAACACUCUCGUGGCUGUCUGGAAAGAUCGGAAGGGAAUCAUUUCAAGCAUCGCGCAGACUACAGAUAUGCGUCACUGGACUGACCUUCCCCUUCCUCAUCAUUCUGGUCCAUUCAAAUACCCGUCCUUGGCAAGCACUGGUCAGGUUUUGUACAUGUAUUGUUAUGACAAUCGUGAUCAAGCUGUUCUACUGCAGUACACCCAGCGUGAUAGGCAGUGGGUGGAAGUAGCAAAGGGUCCAAAUCAGCAGCACUCGGGGUGUGUUGUUCAUGCUACGGACACUGAUGUUAGUCUUCUAGGUGGCUACAACUUUCAGCCAGGAUCCCUGCCUUCACCUUUAUCACCAGCCAACAAUGUGAGCUGUUACACAUUUUCUUACAGGCAGUGGAACUCCUCUACUGCCAAUUCACCUUCCCCACCUCCACUCCCAUGUGACUGUAGGGAUGCCUCACUUGUAGCCUGCCAUGGUUCACUGUACAUCAUAGGUGGUUCUACUGGGUGUUUCCUCCAGUACACUGGUAAUGGUCAUUGGCAACAGGCUGUAAAACCAGAUGGUGUAGACCUGGUGAAUAGCCUUGCAUGUUCACUGUCUGAUGACAGUCUAGUCAUAGCCAGUGCCCGGGUCACUGCCAGGUUCUGGAUGCAUACAAAGUAUAGUGUGUAUAAUACACGUACAGGGUGUGUCUCUGACUUACCCAAUUUAGAGACUGGGGGUUCUAGCCUUGAAUCACUGGCAAUACUCAAUGGAGUACUGCUACUAAGUUCAAGAAAUGGCAAUCUUUACACCUUGGAUGUUAACCCUUUGAGCCUGGAUGAUGUACAGUGAAACCGUUUUAGGACGAACACCCAGGGACCUUUGGUAUUUGUUUGCAAUACCGGAGGGACCUUUGGUAUUUGUUUGCAAUAACGAAGGGACCUUUGGUAUCAAUCUAUUUUGUAAACUUAGAAGAAAAGAGGACCAAAGGGCACUUCUUAUAAAUGAAUCCUUCCUUGGCUCUGCACCUGAGUCUAAUCAUGUUGUUUACUUACUUCUUUUCACUAAUGUUUAGUUGAUGUUACUUGAUGUUUCCUUUGCAGACUUUUUUCUACUUUACUUUGAAGUACAUGUACAUAGUGAUACAGUAGACUAACUUCAUGUUCCUGUACAUAUCCAUACUUACCAUGACACUGCAUUUCUUGAUUUCUUACCUCUUGAUCUUAUCAUGCUGUUUACAAGUUCUAUUUCAUCUUGGCAGUGAUUGCCUGCUUGGUACACCUUUGACUGGA
Sycon ciliatum is the source of this 3347-nucleotide messenger RNA. RefSeq lists its product as uncharacterized. The record is from RefSeq and is a predicted model, not a curated record. Bases 118 to 2907 code for a protein of 929 amino acids. The transcript has 5 exons. Gene Ontology annotation, biological process: protein phosphorylation. Gene Ontology annotation, molecular function: protein binding; protein tyrosine kinase activity; ATP binding. NCBI's taxonomy places the organism in Eukaryota, Metazoa, Porifera, Calcarea, Leucosolenida, Sycettidae.